AUGUCAGCAUCCACCAGUAUGAGUUCAUUUGAUCUUAAUAUUAAUAAUGAGGAAAUCAUUAAUAAUUCAACUGAAAGACCUAUUGGUGUGAAAAAAGCAAAGACAAAACAAUUAGGUGAUGAUCAAUUUAACAAACUAAUGGAACAAAGUAAAAAACUCGUUCAAGUUAUUGAAAAGAGUAACACAGAUAGAAAUGAACGUCAUAAAAGAAAGACUGAAGAUAAAAUUUUAUUCACGGAUUUGGAUUCUAUAUCCGAUCCAGAGUUUCGCCAGUACAUUCAAAGCGAAAAAAGAAGAAUUUACAGAGAAAGAGCACGAACAUCUGAAGUUGGAGAACAAGGAGAAGGAUCUCAAUAUCAGGGAUCACAAUAUCGAGCAUCUCAAUAUCAAGGACAAAGUGCUUAA
Molecule: messenger RNA, 405 nt
Organism: Humulus lupulus (European hop)
Lineage: Eukaryota; Viridiplantae; Streptophyta; Magnoliopsida; Rosales; Cannabaceae
Exons: 1
Coding region: 1-405 (134 amino acids)
Source: RefSeq, a predicted model, not a curated record